Molecule: messenger RNA, 1131 nt
Organism: Rhodotorula graminis WP1
Lineage: Eukaryota; Fungi; Basidiomycota; Microbotryomycetes; Sporidiobolales; Sporidiobolaceae
Exons: 5
Coding region: 1-1131 (376 amino acids)
Source: RefSeq, a predicted model, not a curated record
AUGUCGACCUCGCACGGCCGCCGCAUCCGGGCCGUCCCGCUCCCUUGCCCGUCCUUCGUCCCCGUGUCGACCAAGGUUGCAUCGGUGCUCGCCUGUGCCGCCAUGACGGCGAGCUACCUCGCGUGGGCCGUCGCGCUCUGGCGUGGCUACUUUGAGCUGUCCGAGAUCAAGGCGGCGUCGAACGGCACCGAGUACGACCAGCUCGUCGUCAUGGCGCGGUACUCGGCGUUCACGGCGUGGUACGCCGUGACGGCGGCCAGCCUUUGCCUCGGCGCGCUCGUCGUGUCGAUCUGGCCGCAAGCCGAGACGGCAAAGUGGCUCUCGAGGUUGAUCUGGAUGACCUGGCUCGCGACCUGGGCGUUUGGCAUCUUUGGCAUCGUGUCGUUCCUCUCGUCGGACGCGUUCCUCGCGGCGGGCUGCGAGCGCGGCGACGAGUGCUGGCAGAUCCGUCAAGGCUUGCAGGUCGGCCUCGUCAUUGCCGUGUUCGCAACUUUGGCCGUCGUCUUCUACUGCGCCAUCAUCCUUUCGUCCUACGUCCACACGCUCCACCCGCACCUCUUCAUCUCGCCCGACAGCGACAGCGACGACGAGUACUCGGACGUCGAGGAGCAUCGGGCGCAAGAGCUCGAGGAGGAGCUCAUGCGCAGCGGGCACCCGUACGCCGGCGACGCGCUCAAGCUCCUGCACCACGAGCGCAAGCAGCUCGCCGCCGAGCGCAGCAUGAGCCGUCGUCGCUCGGGCUACACGCCGGAGAAGGACGACGACGAGCUCCCGCUCGCGCCGGCGUCGUCGUCGAGGGUCGCCGCGCCGCGCCGCGCCCCGCGCGAGUACAGCUCGAGCGAGUCCGAGGGCUCGUCGGCGUCGCACUCGGGCUCGAGCGACGAGGAGCGCGCCGUGCUCGUCGGUGCGGGUGGCAGCGGCCGGCCCAAGGCGACGGCGGGCAUGACGACGAGCCGCGGUCGCCCGCCGGCUCGCGCCGGCAGCGCUCGCCAGCUCAGCGACAUCUCGAGCAGCGGCGUCGAGUCGGCGUCGGGCACCGAGAGCGAGGGCCCGGCGCAGUCGGCGAGGGAGAUGGGGCGGCGUCGCUCGAGCAGCGUCUCUCGCUCGCGCUCGCGCUCGAGGCGCGUUUGA